UUUAUUAAUCAGUGUGUCACACGAUAUUUGUGUCAAGACGUCCCUCGCAAUUAUCGGAGCAAACGAGAAUUAUAAAGCAGCCGCUGUUCAUGAUGGAGGAGAAAAUGUUACGACUGUGUUUUGUGGUUAUCGCAACAUCAGUGGCGCUAGCAUCAUGUGGUGGUUCGUGCCCCCCCACUUUGUCAGUGGAUAUCUGUGAAGCUACUUGUGGACCAAAAGCGCCAUGCAACAGCACAACUCUAUGUUGCCCAACAGCGUGUGGUGGAGCGAUGUGCGUCGAUCCUAUGACCCAGCGACAUUUCGUUACAUUAGUUAAAAAAGGUCGUUGCCCUGAAUAUCCCCGUGGCGUCUGGAUAUGCAGUCAUACUUGUACGGGUGACUCUGAUUGUCCCCGCGCGUUGAAGUGUUGUCCUAAUCGAUGCGGCGCUCUGACGUGCCAGCGACCAGAUGCGGACGAAGAUAUACCACAGCCUAUUUAAUACAACAUUACUAUGUUAAAAAAAGGUUUUUCUAUAGUAAAUUAUACUUUUAUA
Vanessa atalanta (red admiral) is the source of this 533-nucleotide messenger RNA. Its product is annotated as WAP four-disulfide core domain protein 2-like. NCBI's taxonomy places the organism in Eukaryota, Metazoa, Arthropoda, Insecta, Lepidoptera, Nymphalidae. Gene Ontology annotation, cellular component: extracellular region. The record is from RefSeq and is a predicted model, not a curated record. Bases 90 to 479 code for a protein of 129 amino acids. Gene Ontology annotation, molecular function: peptidase inhibitor activity. The transcript has 3 exons.